This is a messenger RNA of Triticum dicoccoides, 608 nucleotides long. Its product is annotated as transmembrane protein 258-like. The record is from RefSeq and is a predicted model, not a curated record. The transcript has 4 exons. NCBI's taxonomy places the organism in Eukaryota, Viridiplantae, Streptophyta, Magnoliopsida, Poales, Poaceae. Gene Ontology annotation, cellular component: oligosaccharyltransferase complex. Bases 158 to 388 code for a protein of 76 amino acids.
ACUGACGUCCCAAGAAAAUCCUUACGCCUCCACAAUUCCAAGCCUUCUCCUACUCUCUGUCCUCUGCCCACCAGACCACAACAGUUCGUCGCGGCGGAGACGAGACGACCAGCCGGCAGGCGACGACGAGGGGCAGCGUCAGCUCAGAUCCGACGAGAUGGCGGCCAAGGCGAUCUCCAGCCCCGUGCCGGUGGAAUGGUACCCGACGCUGGCCGUCGUCAUGGUCUCCGUCGGCCUCAUGCUCACCGCAUCCUUCUUCAUUUAUGAAGCCACGACUUCAAGGUGGAACCGUAGUUUAGCAAAGGAGAUUGUCACAGCGUCCAUUGCUUCCGUCUUCCUGGGCUUUGGAUCUCUCUUCGUGCUCCUUGCAAGCGGUGUUUAUGUCUGACAACCGGCCUCUCCAUGUGUAGUUCUAGCUAGGAUGCGUCACAUGCCUGAAAUUGUGCUGCUUCCUGGAGAAUAUGGAGUCCCACAUGGACAUGAUUUUUAUAAUAGACGAGUGACAUCAAAAUUUAACCAAUGUUGUUGAACCUUUUCUGGAAUCUCAAUCUUAUUAUCUGUCCACAACUUCAUUUCCAUUAUUAGUUAUGGGACAUAAGCCGCAGCAA